Gastrolobium bilobum is the source of this 4446-nucleotide messenger RNA. RefSeq lists its product as uncharacterized. The annotation marks the transcript as partial. NCBI's taxonomy places the organism in Eukaryota, Viridiplantae, Streptophyta, Magnoliopsida, Fabales, Fabaceae. The transcript has 13 exons. The record is from RefSeq and is a predicted model, not a curated record. Gene Ontology annotation, biological process: telomere maintenance; DNA repair. Gene Ontology annotation, molecular function: DNA helicase activity.
ACAUUUAUAGAGUACAACGAUGAGUUAUUGAGCAUAGAAAAAAGCAACCUCGAUUAUCAUGAUGCUGAAGCAAGAGAAGAGGUGGUACACGUUAAUACAAAACUUUCUUCCAAAUUGCAAAUGUCGACGCGGAAGAGAAGAAACACUAGACUUUCGAAAUCUUCCUGUUAUAAUUCUCCUGAACAAUUUAAUCCAUCGUUUGAAUCCGCUGUAGAAAAUCAAACUCCAGAAUUUGCUUCUUCCGUUCGCAGUUAUUAUGGAGUACUCCCUGUGCAAAAUGGGUCAACUUCCAAAAGACAGGUUUUUAGUGAUAUUACAAAUGCAACUCCUUUGCAAAAUACAAACAGCUCAUCAAGGUCCAAUGGUAUCAGCUAUGAUAGGGGAUUGUAUGAAUUUCUACAUACGCAAGCAAAAUCAACGGUUACACAAACAUUUGAGCAUGAAGUUAGUGGUUCAUAUCCAAGUCAAGACAGCAAAAAUGCUAGGCAGAGACGCAAAAGCAUAAUGGAUCGGAAGAAAAAUUCUGAGCGAUUUGUCAAGUCCCUAAAUAUCAGUAAAAUGAGUGAUUUAACCAAUUAUUGGGAUGUGGGUGAUCCCACUUAUGUUUGUAAACAUUGUGGAGCACAAAUGUGGUACGAAGAGAGAAUUAAGAAAGAUCGUAAGGCUACCGUUCCUGAGUUUAGCAUGUGCUGCGCCAAUGGAAAAAUUAAACUUCCUUUGUUAAAAAAAGCUCCUGAAACAUUGCUUGAACUGCAUGAUAAUUCAAGUAUAAGGAGCCACCAUUUUUUACAAAAUAUCCGUCUGUAUAACAUGCUUUUCUCCUUCACAUCCUUUGGGGGAAAAGUUAAUGGGUCAGUAAAUGAUGGUUCAGGUCCUUACUGUUUUAGAGUUGGAGGACAAGUUUAUCAUGCAAUGGGCAACCUUCUUCCCCUUGAUUUUCAUACUCCAAAAAUUUACAGAUCAAACAAUAAUGAAGAUUUGCUCGAUCAAAGCAUUGUCCUAUCAUUGAAGGAGAUGUUAGAUAAACACAACAGUAUUGUCCAAUCUUUUCGCUAUGCUAGAGAUCGUUAUAACGAAGAUCAACUCAAAGGCGUGAGAUUGAGGCUUAUUCGAAAGUGUGGCAAUGAUGGAAGACUUUAUAAUCUUCCUUCCGCAUCUGAAGUAGCUGUUUUAAUUGUUGGAGAUAUAGACACCGCGAUGGGUGAUAGGGACAUCAUUGUUGAGACACAGGAUGGAGUUUUAAAGCGCAUUGAUGUUAAACAUCCAUUAUAUUUGGGUUUGCAGUAUCCUUUGUUAUUUCCUUACGGUGAAGAAGGUUAUCGCGAUGAUGUCCAUCGUAAUUCAAUUUCUACUGGUAGGACAAACCCAAGAUCAACUAUCAGCAAUAGAGAAUUCUUUGCAUUUAGACUUCAGAUCAGAUUAGGAGAGUCCCAAGUUCUCCAUCAAUCUAGAAAACUUUUCCAACAGUUCUUGGUUAAUGCUUAUACAAUGAUUGAGCACGAACGUCUUAAUUUCAUUCGUUACAAUCAGGCUAAUCUCAGAGCUGAUUUGUACGAAAAUGUAGUACACGCGUUUGACAGAGGAGAAGAUACAGCGGUCAAAACAGGCAGGCGUAUUAUUAUACCUUCUUCUUUCACGGGCGGCCCAAGAUAUAUGGCAGAAAAUUGUAAGGAUGCAUUUGCAAUUUGCCGUUGGGCUGGAUAUCCUCAUCUUUUCAUAACAAUUACCUGCAAUCCUAAGUGGCCAGAAAUUUCACGAUUUCUUAAGGCUAGAACGCUGAACGCUGAAGAUCGUCCAGAUAUUCUUUACAGAGCAUUCAAGUUCAAAUUGGACCAGUUGUUACAGGAUUUAAGAAACGGGCAUAUUCUUGGCAAAAUUAAUGCAUAUGUUUGUACAAUUGAGUUUCAAAAACGUGGGUUGCCUCAUGCUCAUAUUCUACUGUUCUUGCAUUCCUCUAACAAGCCAGAAAGUGCUCUCGAUAUUGACAAAUUGAUUUAUGCAGAGAUUCCUGAUAAAGAUUCUGAUCCUUCAUUAUUUGCAGCUGUAACAAGUUAUAUGAUGCACGGUCCAUGUGGUCCUAAUAAUUACAAGUCUCCUUGCAUGAAAGAGGGAAAGUGUUCAAAGAAAUUUCCCAAAAAAUUCAGCUCCCGUACAAUUAUUGACGAUGAUGGAUUCCCUCAUUAUAAAAGAAUAAAUAAUGGGAGAUUUGUUAUUAGGAACGGUGUGGAGCUAGAUAAUCGUUAUGUUGUGCCUUACAAUGCAAACCUUAUUUUAAAAUAUCAAGCUCAUAUAAAUGUUGAAUACACCUGUCAGAGCAGUGCUAUUAAAUAUCUUUUUAAAUACAUCCAUAAAGGAAAUGAUCGCGUGACAGCUGCUAUAAAACAUUCAGAUCCAACUCUUGACGCAUCUCAAAAAAAUGAUGAAAUUCAAAUUUUUUAUGAUUGCAGGUAUGUGUCUGCAUGCGAGGCUGCUUGGAGAAUUUUUGGCUUUGAUAUUCAUUUUAGAUAUCCUCCUGUUCAGAGAUUGUCAUUUCACUUACCUAAUGCAAAGAAUGUUGUUUUCUGGGAUAAUGCAUCAAUAUCUGAUGUGAAGACAAGAGCUGAGUCCAGGAAGUCGAUUUUUGAGGCUUGGAUGGAAAAAGGUUGUACGAGCUAUUAUGAUUUGAGAACAAUUAAUGGUGUGCUUUUUCCUUCGUUUAAGGAUGCAUGCUAUUUUCUGGGUCUUUUGGAUGAUGACAGAGAGUAUAUCGAUGCUAUUAAAGAGACAAGUUCAUGGGGGUCAUCUUCUUAUCUUCGUAAUCUGUUUGCUCUUCUUUUAUUUAGCAAUUCAAUGACUAAACCUGAAUUUGUUUGGGAAAAGUCUUGGAAAUUCCUCUCUGACGAUAUCUUAUAUCUACAUAGGAAAAAUAUCGGAUGUUCAGAUGCAUCUCUUCCAGAAGAUUGUAUAAUGAAUUCUACACUUGCUGAAAUAGACAAAGUACUGCAGAGCAAUGGUAGAUCUCUAUCAGAUUACCCAUCAAUGCCUCGCAUAAUGAUGGAAUCAUUGCUGGAUAUACAAAAUAGAUUGGUGCUUGAUGAGUUAUCGUAUGACAGGUUAUUUUUGAUAGAAGAACAUAAGAGAUUAUUACAUUCCCUAAUUGAUGAGCAGAAAGAUGUCUACGAGAAGAUUAUUUCAGCGGUUUCCCGAGGCACAGGGUUUUUUUUCUUUCUUUAUGGGUUUGGAGGCACAGGAAAAACAUUUAUUUGGAAUACUUUGUCUACAUCUGUUAGAUCAAAUGGAAAAAUUGUACUAAAUGUUGCUUCGAGCGGAAUUGCUUCCCUUCUGUUGCCUGGAGGACGUACAACACAUUCCAGAUUUCGUAUUCCUAUUCAGAUCAACGAAGAUUCAAUGUGUAACAUAAGCCAAAAUUCUACUCUUUCUGAGUUGUUGUCGAAAACAAGCUUAAUUAUUUGGGAUGAGGCCCCAAUGGUACACAGAUUUUGCUUUGAGGCUCUUGAUAGAACACUUAGAGAUGUUCUUAGAUUUUCUAAUCCGAGUUUCUGUGAUAAUCCAUUUGGUGGAAAAGUUGUUGUUUUAGGAGGUGAUUUUCGGCAGAUUUUACCUGUGAUUCCUCAUGGUAGCAGACAUGAUAUAGUUUAUGCCACUAUUAAUUCGUCUCAUCUUUGGCCGCAUUGUAAUCUUUUGACUCUGACCAAAAACAUGCGUCUAACUUCAGGAAAUAGUAAUCAAAAUUUGAUGGAAAUAAAAGAAUUCUUUGAAUGGCUUCUUAAAAUAGGAGAUGGUGAUCUUGGAGAUGAUGUGGACGGGGAAUCUAUUAUAACAAUUCCAGAUGCACUAUUGAUCAAAGAAUCGGAAGAUCCACUAGGUGAAGAACGAACAUAUUUAAGUUCAGAUAGUGUUUUGAAGCAAGAUGGAAAUUCUGAGCUAGAGGAUGUUGAAUUCUCUCAUGUGAUUUUAAAUACCUUCUCAUGUUCGGGACUUCCUGAUCAUAAAUUAACUUUAAAGGUUAAUGUGCCGGUUAUGCUUUUGAGAAACAUUGAUCAAUCAAAGGGGUUAUGUAAUGGCAUAAGACUGCUUAUUUCUAGAUUAGGCAACCAUGUUGUUGAGGCAACUGUUCUUACAGGAAGCAAUAUAGGAGAAACUGUCUUAAUCCCUAGGCUCACUGUCAGCCCGUCUUCUCAUACGUUUCCUAUAAAUUUCCAAAGAAGACAAUUUCCCUUGGUGGUUUCAUUUGCAAUGACUAUCAACAAGAGUCAAGGACAAUCGCUUUCUCAUGUUGGAAUUUAUCUUCCUAGACCUGUUUUUACUCAUGGACAAUUAUAUGUGGCGCUAUCAAGAGUAAAGAGCAAACAAGGAUUGAAGAUUCUUAUAUUUGAGGAUAAUGGUUGUGUUGCAAAUAGUACCUAUAACAUUGUCUAUAAAGAAGUAUUUCAAAGGUUAGUGUAG